Messenger RNA from Dibothriocephalus latus, 690 nucleotides. Lineage: Eukaryota; Metazoa; Platyhelminthes; Cestoda; Diphyllobothriidea; Diphyllobothriidae. The record is from the annotation of a GenBank genome assembly.
GAACCGGGCACCUCAAACACGGCCAAGAUCGAAAUGGUCAACCUCCUGAAUCUUCUUGUAAAAACACACGAUCCCCUGUGUUUUGCCAAUUUACAGGACUUAAUUAACAAGGUAUGUCUCAGCAUCGCCUUUCUGUCAAAAACAUUUCCUCUGCCUCACGAUUCCAGAGAUGACCUGAAGUCUAUCUUCCCUGCGCUUAUGAUCCAACUGAAGGCCACUAAUUCUGACCUUGAACUAAAAGAGAAGGCCGUUUCCAGUGUUUCGGUGUAUUUGAACUAUCUUGGUGACCGUCUUCCGCAACCAGAUCUGAAGGAGUGCCUCAACGUCCUCCUUUCUCGUCUAAAAAAUGAGAGUACGCGUCUCGUCACUGUGCGGGCCAUAAACAAAAUUUGCACGGCUCAGUUAAAUAUCGACUUGACAGACUUCUUGAAGGAGACGGUAGUCGAACUGUCGAACUGCCUCAACAAGAGAGACAGGAUACUGCGAAUUGCGGCUCUGCGCUGCUUGACGGCUAUAUGUGAACACUUUCCUCCCAUUGUCCUUCAAAAUGCCUGUUUAGGCACCAUUCUCACCUGCUUGCCACAACUCAUCUCCGAUCAUGACCUUCAGACAUCUCAGGACACCCGUGCCCCCAUCGUUAACCGAUAUCUCAAUAUCCUCGUCCUCGGCGAGUUAGGACGCCGAAUGUGA